Molecule: messenger RNA, 1090 nt
Organism: Pyricularia oryzae 70-15
Lineage: Eukaryota; Fungi; Ascomycota; Sordariomycetes; Magnaporthales; Pyriculariaceae
Exons: 4
Coding region: 334-972 (212 amino acids)
Biological process (GO): intracellular protein transport; endoplasmic reticulum to Golgi vesicle-mediated transport
Cellular component (GO): endoplasmic reticulum; endoplasmic reticulum membrane
Source: RefSeq, a predicted model, not a curated record
GCUCAUCUCAUCCCUCCGACCUUGCUUGGUCUUGCUCUCCAUUCCUCCAAUCCUUUGUGACUAAAGAGCAGCUUCCGACACCUCUUGUUUUUUUUUCUGAACAAAGCUCCGCCCAUUUAUAUCGCGAGACACGUCUCCUCAUUCGCAGAGAGAAAAAGGACAACAAGCCAUUUCGCUUUGGUCUUUUCCUACCCAUACUUAUUCGCGCACUUACCGCUAUUCCGUCAAAUCAGCAACGAAAUAGUAAACAGAAAGACGAAUUUAUCCUGUCCUCUGUUUAUCUACGAUCGCGUGAACUGUGUACAUCGUUGUUUUUUUCUUACCGUCGACAAGAUGACGCUCUAUUACACUCUUGUGUUUGUGCUGCUCAUGGCAGAGAUGGGCCUCUUUAUGCUGCUCAUUGUUCCUCUGCCCUUUACCAUUCGCCGGAGAAUGUUUACCUUCAUCUCGGAAAACCCACUCGUGGCUAAGGUCCAGUAUGCUAUGAAGAUCACCUUUAUCUUCAUCUUGAUCCUUUUUAUCGACAGUGUCAACCGCGUCUACCGCGUACAGCUUGAGCUGGUCGCUGCUUCCGAAAACAACAAGAAUGCUCCCACCAUUAUGGGCCACGAGCGUCUUGAGGUCCAGGCCCGCAAGUUCUACAGCCAAAGGAACAUGUACCUCUGCGGCUUCACGCUCUUCCUCUCCCUCAUCCUCAACCGCACGUACACGAUGAUUCUGGACGUGCUCCGCCUCGAGGAGAAGGUCAAGCAGUACGAGGGCACGGACAAAUCCCACUCGGCUGGUAAGCAGUCGGCCAAGCUUGCCGAGGCUGGUGACGCUGGAGAGAUCGCGCGUCUCAAGAAGGAGCUCGAGCGCAAGGAGAAGAACAUCCAGGCCCUUAAGACCCAGAGCGAGGGCCUGCACCGGGAGUACGAUUCCCUCGGAGAGAAGUUUACCGUCCAGGACGGCAGCAACAAGAAAGAGAGGUAGAUGAUAAAGGCCUGAAAGGUGGAGCCCGGGUCAGAUGAUCUCGGCUCGAGUCUGGCUGUGUGGUCGUCUAUGGCAGGCGGAUGACGUUAUUUCCGGCUACUAGGGGUACAAUUCGCUG